Messenger RNA from Penicillium paradoxum, 1647 nucleotides. RefSeq lists its product as uncharacterized. The annotation marks the transcript as partial. NCBI's taxonomy places the organism in Eukaryota, Fungi, Ascomycota, Eurotiomycetes, Eurotiales, Aspergillaceae. The record is from RefSeq and is a predicted model, not a curated record. The transcript has 4 exons.
AACUUCACCCCACCAACGGUACCCAUCAACGUGAAUGAUGGGAACUACGAUUACCCUCGUGCCUCCUCCUCUUCUUCUCGCCGUGUACCCCGUCCAACUGGGGCCUACGAACGCCCGAACCUCUUCCAUCUCCAGUAUCUCCGCAACUUAAUAUCGGAACGAACUCGCUCCGGUGCCUACACCCACAGCGCAACACGUGCUUUGGAAUCAUUAGACGAAGAGCUCGGUGAAAACUCUUUGCAUCGGCCUGGAGAUCAUAACUUUGCCCACCCCAGGGCCGCUCUGGAUCGUAGGCUUGAACAAGCCCGGGUCGCCCUCGAUCGUAACUUUGAACAAGCCCGAGCCGCUGUGGAUCGCUCAACCCAACACCUGGAGCCCGAGAUAGCGAGCCCUGCAGACCGUAUCCGGAGUAUCUGGCUUGACCAAAUUGGAUGGGAACCACCUCGAAGUCCGAUUCCUCCGGAUUCCCAUUCGUUUCGACAUCAUUUACCCUGGCAAACCUACAGAUCCUCAAGCCCAGACGGAUCUUCGUCCAGGCCACCGCCACUCAUGCCGCUAUCCGGUCAGUCGAGUCAGUCCGGCCGUGAUGGCCAAGGUCGGAUGAAGCGUCGAAAGUUGGACGCCGACGAUAACCGUGAGGAAUUUCAGGGGUUCAACUAUGGACAUAAUGGACAGGUGGUGCCGGGAAUGCUACAGAUGGAAAUCGCUAGCUGUGAUGGAGGAAGCUACGAUCCCGAUAGCGGGUGUUCGCGCCCCGAGAAUGUUCUGGAUAACAAUUCAAGUGUCUAUUCCACCAAAGAAGAUCGCUGCAACUUGGUCCUCUGUCAUCGGGGGGAAGCCCCAUUUUGUUUGAAGAAGAUCGUUAUCAGAGCCCCUCAAUGCGGAUUCGAUGCUCCAAUCCAAGAAGGCAUGGUCUUUGUUGCCAUGACCUCCGAUGAACUGCUUGCCCGCACUGCACAGUACCAAAUACAAUACCCCAGUGGCCGGUUCCGCCGUCGAGCCCGUCGCAGUGGAAUGCAGCCAUCCCAGGAAUAUCUGACUGGCUAUCGACCACCGCUUCAAAACCUCGAACGCACAGUCCUUAUGGGUCCAAAUUCGGCUUCGGUUCCGCACACCUCAGAAGACCCACAAGCGCAGUUCCGUAUCACUACCGAAUAUGAUGAGAACAACGAUGAUUCUGGAGAAGAAGAAGAAGACUGGCGUUCUACAUUGCUCGAAAGAACACAGGCCGAGCAGACGGACGAUCCUUUUUCAGAUACCGACGAAAAUCCAACUGAUGAAGAGGAUGGGUCAAGCAGACGUCACCGACGGUUUGAUUCGCAGCGAAUAAGAGCCCUUGAAGCGCACCAGCUGAGUGCUCUCGGCCGUAUCGCUGACCAGAGAUUACAUCGUGGCCCGAGCCUUGUGCAUCCAAAUGCUCCAGCCGAGCCAGCACAGCCAACUGCUGAAGUUCUCAAACCACAUGCCCGUUUCUUUAUCGAGCGAGAGAAGAGCAUGGUCACCAUUAAAUUUGAUCCGCCCCCGUCGGGUCGGUUCAUUCUCAUUAAAUUAUGGAGCCCGCGACCUGACGGCAACAUCGAUAUCGAAAGUAUUAUUGCGCAUGGGUAUGCCGGGCCGCGCUUCUUCCCAAGUAUCGCUGCUCGCUAG